AUGGCGGCGGCCACCGCGGCGGCGUCGCCCUCCUCCUCCCUGCUCCUCUCCCGCCGCCACGGCGCGUCCCCGUCGGCGCUCCGCGCCGGCGCCUCCCGCCUCCGCGCGCCGAGGUGCGUGCUCGGGGCCGAGCAGCUGCGCGUGGUCGAGGCGGGGAAGCGGACGGGCGGGGGCGCCGACCCGUCGGCGGCCGCGGCGUGGACGCCCAAGGUGCCCGCGCAGGAGGCCAGGCUCUUCGCGCUCCCCCAGGAGACGCGGGACUCCAGGCUCAAGAUCUUCUCCGGCACCGCCAACCGCCCGCUCGCGCAGGAAAUUGCUGCUUACCUGGGCGUAGACCUUGGCAAGAUCCUCAUCAAGCGCUUUGCCGAUGGGGAAAUCUAUGUGCAGCUGCAAGAGAGCGUGAGGGGCUGCGAUGUGUUCUUGGUGCAGCCCACUUGCUCCCCUGUCAAUGAGAACCUCAUGGAGCUCUUCAUCAUGAUCGAUGCAUGUAGGAGGGCAUCGGCACGGUCUAUUACUGUUGUUAUUCCGUACUUUGGGUAUGCCAGGGCAGACAGAAAGGCUCAAGGACGUGAGGCCAUCACAGCCAAACUUGCUGCAAAUUUACUUACAGAAGCUGGCAGUGACCGUGUCAUUGUGUGUGAUAUGCAUUCCGCACAAGCAUUGGGAUACUUUGAUAUUCCUGUGGACCAUAUAUACGGACAGCCUGUGAUUCUGGACUACCUUGCCAGCAAGACAAUUUCCAAGGACCUUGUGGUUGUUUCUCCUGAUGUGGGUGGCGUUGUCAGGGCACGCGCAUUUGCCAAGAAGUUAUCUGAUGCUCCUUUAGCUAUUGUUGAUAAAAGAAGACAGGGUCACAAUCUUUCAGAGGUCAUGCACUUAAUUGGUGACGUGAAGGGGAAGGUUGCUAUCAUGGUUGAUGACAUGAUUGACACAGCAGGGACUAUUACUAGUGGAGCAGCAUUGUUAAAACAGGAGGGAGCAGAGGCUGUUUAUGCUUGUUGCACACAUGCUGUCCUAAGCCCACCUGCAAUUGAAAGGCUUUCAGGAGGCAUCUUUGAGGAAGUUAUAGUGACAAACUCCAUCCUGCUGCCAGAGGACAAAUGCUUCCCUCAGCUGACGGUGCUCUCCAUGGCUAACCUUGUAGCCGAAACUAUCUGGCAUGUUCAUCGUGACGGCUCUGUGAGCAGCAUCUUUCAAUAGCAGUGGGGCAUAUUCUUACAUCUGGGCAGUAUAGAGGAGGCAUCACUUGGCGAGGAAUCAAUUUUGGUGACAUGACAAAUAAAGCUACAAUGCCGUGUAGGCAUCAUACAUGUAAUGGGCAGUCAAUUUCUGAAGGCACCCAGUAAAGGAUGUUUAGUUCCUAAGUCCUAACCUGUGUCACAUAAGCUCUCUUGUAGUUUGAAAGUACCGACCUGAGCAUAUUCUAAGGAAUUUAACGUUGUCAGAAAUGUCCCGUUGAGAAGGCAGAUUUGUUAACUCCAAGUAUCUAUGUUUUGUGUUUAUAGUUUUAAUUCAAGAUUGUUGUGAAGAGUC
Lolium rigidum is the source of this 1533-nucleotide messenger RNA. RefSeq names its product ribose-phosphate pyrophosphokinase 2, chloroplastic-like. Gene Ontology annotation, molecular function: ribose phosphate diphosphokinase activity; magnesium ion binding. Gene Ontology annotation, biological process: purine nucleotide biosynthetic process; ribonucleoside monophosphate biosynthetic process; 5-phosphoribose 1-diphosphate biosynthetic process. Lineage: Eukaryota; Viridiplantae; Streptophyta; Magnoliopsida; Poales; Poaceae. The record is from RefSeq and is a predicted model, not a curated record. Gene Ontology annotation, cellular component: cytoplasm; ribose phosphate diphosphokinase complex. The transcript has 8 exons. Bases 1 to 1200 code for a protein of 399 amino acids.